GAGUCACCUGAUUCUACAAACACCGUACACACGUGUAUUCUCGAUUGGGUUUCUCUCACAGCCAAACUCUCUCUCUAGACACAGUUUGCAUUUCCUCACACAACCGGAGAAUCUGAGAAGAGAAGACGAAGGAAGAUGACGGAGGCUAUGGUAAGGAAUAAGCCGGGGAUGGCGAGCGUGAAGGAGAUGCCAAUCCUCCAGGACGGUCCGCCGCCGGGCGGUUUUCCUCCGGUCCGGUUCGCUCGCCGGAUCCCUAAUACGGGUCCGAGUGCCGUCGCAAUUUUUCUCACUGCUUUUGGGGCUUUCACUUGGGGCAUGUACCAGGUCGGCAAAGGCAACAAAGUCCGAAGGGCACUGAAGGAAGAAAAAUAUUCUGCUCGCAGAGCUAUCCUGCCCUUAAUUCAAGCUGAAGAGGAUGAAAGAUUUGUCAAAGAAUGGAAGAAGUAUCUUGAGGAAGAGGCUAGAAUAAUGAAGGACGUGCCGGGUUGGAAAGUUGGUGAAAAUGUUUACCACUCUGGAAGAUGGAUGCCUCCUGCAACCGGUGAACUACGUCCUGAGGUCUGGUAGGACAUCGGUGGGUGUUUUUUGUCACUUCUUUUGGGGUGCAUUUUAAUUGUCAGGAGCUGGUGUUCCUCUCCAGGCUUCGUACCUUCAUCGGGCUUGUCUUUCUUCUAGGGGAAUAAGCAUGUACUGAAGGAUCUCUUUACAUGCAUUAAAGUUGUUUUAACAGUUUCUUGUUUUACUAGUUAUAUCAAAGUUUGGGACUUUGUGAGUUCCACCGUUUGUUUGUUGGAGAUGCGACUACUGGAUGAACCUUGCUGUAGGAUAUUAGUGGUGUCUCUGUUUUAUGUUGCUUCACUUUCUAGGCUUAUCGAAUCAUGCAAGUGCAUUUGAUGAAAAUGUGAUAAGCUUCAUCUAUUGUAUGGGGAUCUGAGGAUUUCUGUUUCUGUGGAUCUCUUUUUUAUUUUAUGAAUUUUUGUUUUUUUC
This is a messenger RNA of Cornus florida, 987 nucleotides long. RefSeq names its product NADH dehydrogenase [ubiquinone] 1 alpha subcomplex subunit 13-B. The coding region runs from base 136 to 567 and encodes 143 amino acids. The transcript is spliced from 3 exons. Lineage: Eukaryota; Viridiplantae; Streptophyta; Magnoliopsida; Cornales; Cornaceae. The record is from RefSeq and is a predicted model, not a curated record.